CCAACCACCACACUGUCGCGUCGACCGUCAGCCACUUGUUCAUCGCUCAAAGCAUGGCCAUGAACGGGUUUGCGCCGCCUGGAGGCAUGCCCUUUCCGCCGCCUGGAGGCAUGCCGCCCCCAGCGCCGGCAUGGAAGAGUGUGACAACGCCCGAAGGCAAAACUUACUACUUCAACGCCCUCACUAACGCGACGCAAUGGACCAAGCCGGAAGAGCUGAUGACGCCCGAAGAGCGCGCGACAGUGGGCACCGAUUGGCAGAUCCUCGAACACAAUGGCAAGCCGUACUGGGCGCACAAGGAGACCAAGGAGACGACCUGGGAGCCACCGGCCGAGGUCAAGCAGAACAUGGAGCGCGUGGCCAGGCCGCCCCCUCCACCCUCUUCUAAUUCAUGGGCGGCUGGUCCUGCGAUUCCCUCCGGCCCUCGUGAUCGUGAGCAAGCUCGCUUUGAUCGCGAGCCCAUGCGUGAACGCGACAGCUACCAGCCGGACCGACGAGACCGCGACCGUGAUCGGGACCGAGAGCGUGACCGUGACUCUGGCUUCGGAGCUGGAGAGCGCGCGAGCAUGGCGUUUGCACCGUCCAACGACAUACAAUUUGCAAACCCCAACGACGCUGUACUGGCCUUCAACAAAUUGCUCAAGCAGCUCAAGGUACAGCCUGACUGGGAGUGGACGCGUGCUGUUCGCGCCGGUAUCAAGGACCCCAACUGGCGCGCCAUUCCCGACCCCGAGAAGCGCGAGGAGGCCUUCAGAAAGUACUGCGAGGAUCUCCGCGCCGAGGAGAAGAACAAGGAGCAGAGUCGCCAGGAGAAGCUGCGCUCCGACUUCAUGGCAAUGCUGCGCUCUCAUCCCGAAAUCAAGCACUACACCCGAUGGAAGACCGCGCGACCCAUCCUAGAGGAUGAGACCAUCUUCCGGUCUGCCAAGGACGACGACGAGCGUCGGCGGCUUUUUGAGGAAUACAUCGUCACUCUGACCAAAGCUCACGCUCAGCAGGAGAAGGAAGACAAGAAGACUGCUUUGGACGAAGUGAUGUCGCUGAUGCGAACGCUAGACCUAGAGCCCUUCACUCGCUGGCAUGCGGCCGAGGAGCAACUCAAGCAAAACAACGUCUUCAACAGUGAAAAAUUCGAGUCUCUCACCCGCUCCGACGUGCUCAAUACCUUCGAAAAGCAUAUCAGGCAGCUUCAGCGCGAUCACAACGACCGGGUCCAGGCCGAGAGGCGUCAAAAACAGCGCAUCGAGCGGAAGAACCGAGACGGGUUCAAGCAGCUUUUACAGGAGCUUCAAAAGGCAGGCAAGCUCCGAGCUGGCACCAAAUGGAAAGAUAUCCAUCCACUGAUUCAGGAGGACCUGCGAUACGUCGCGAUUUUAGGGCAAGGCGGAUCAUCGCCACUCGAUUUGUUCUGGGACGCGCUUGAGGACGAGGAGAACAAGUUCCGUUCCCUGCGUCGCUUCGCCUUGACGAUGCAGGAGGAUGAACGCUUUGAGGUUACAGCUUCGACCCCCUUUAAAGAAUACUUGAGUGUUAUGCGCGCUAACCCUCGUACUGAUCAUAUUGACGAUCACACCAUGAAGCUCAUCUUCGACUAUGUCUUGGCUAAGGUCAAGAAGCGAGAGGCCGACGAACUGCAGGAGCAGGAGCAUGACGCGCGUUAUGUAAUGGACGACUUGCGCGCCGUACUAAAGCGCCUCGAACCACCUGUGACACUUUCGGAUACCUGGGAAACGGUACGUCCUCGUGUCGAAAAGACGAAAGAGUACAGCGCACUAAAAUCAGACUCACUCCGCCAAUCCGCGUUCGACAAGUACAUGCGCCGCCUCAAGGAGAAGGAGAGCGAUCGCCGCGACCGUAGUCGGCGCGAUACACGUGAUCGUGAGAGGGACAGGGACAAGGACCGAGACAGCAGACGGGACCGACGUGAUGAUCGUGAGUACCGCAACGGGCAUUCUGACUCUCACCGACGCCAUCGUACGCGCACACGCUCACCUGAGAAUGAUCCUUACGCUGCUGAGCGCCGCCGAGCUCAGGAGGACCGAGAGGCUCGGUACAGGAACAAUGACAGCACAGGUCUCUCACCUCCCUACCGUCGUGACCGUGAGCGAGACAGCGAUCGAUAUAGCGGUUCCCGCCGAGGGAGCGGCGAUUUUUAUGUGCGUGAGAGGCGCGAGCGCGAGGCUGAGCGCGAACGCUCGUACAUUCCGCGAGGUGAUCCUGCUGCUAGUCGCGCAGAUCCGCGUGAGCGUAGUGUGAGCGAGCUUGACUAUGGUGACAGCUCCGGCGCCCGCACCACCUCGACGCGACGCCGACGCGAGAGCGACGAGAGCACGUCCCGGCGUGAUAGCAAGCGCGCCCGAUUCUCCCCCCGUGCUGAUCGUAAGUCCAAGACUCCUGUUCCCGAACCUCCCAAGGAAGAAGAGCGUGCUCUUCGAUCGGGAAGCGAGGAAGGGGAGAUUGAGGAGGACUGAACGCGCAGCAUCCGUCAGUUGCCGCCGUUUAUUGACAGCCUAGGCUCGGCUCCUGCAGACUGUUUCGUGCCAUUCUUUCGUCAUGCUUUACAUGCCACUUGCGUCAGGCGCUGAUCGAUGCGGCUACAACAUUAUCAUGCCCGUUGUCGCGAUAGGCGUGGCGCGCUUUCCAAGUGCUAUCAUAUCUAGGACAAGCAGACGUGCAAUUUCGUCUCGAUUGUUGGCAAGGCUCUGCAAGCUUCGGCAUCUGUACGAUGCGUCUUUGCCGUCAUGAGAUGCCCUUGAAAAGUUGUUCCCUCGCUGGGUGGA
Molecule: messenger RNA, 2780 nt
Organism: Paraphaeosphaeria sporulosa
Lineage: Eukaryota; Fungi; Ascomycota; Dothideomycetes; Pleosporales; Didymosphaeriaceae
Exons: 4
Coding region: 54-2471 (805 amino acids)
Biological process (GO): mRNA cis splicing, via spliceosome
Cellular component (GO): U2-type prespliceosome; U1 snRNP
Molecular function (GO): protein binding; RNA binding
Source: RefSeq, a predicted model, not a curated record